AUGUCGUCAAUACAACCUGAAGGUUUUGAAGGAGUCAUACUUAGAGGAAAUCACAUUGUUGUUCCGGAGUCGGUACGAAAACAAAUUCUAAAACUAGCACAUGAAACGCAUCAAGGCAUAGUUAAAACUAAGCAAUUCCUUUGUGCGCGUUUCUUUUGGCCCGGCAUGGACCAAGACGUUGAAACUCUGAUUAAGGGAUGCAGUGCUUGUGUUGUAAACCAGCCGCUUAACAGAUACACACCGCUUCAACCGACCCCGUUACCUCGUGGUCCGUGGAUUAAAGGAGCAGUCGAUCUCGUUGGACGUAUUGAUGGUAAGCAUAUCCUGACUUACAUUGACCACUACUCCUCCUAUCCAGAAGCAUGCAUCAUCAAAGAGAUAACUUCCCGUGAAGUUAUUAAAGCACUGACAGCUAUCUUUGCUAGAUUUGGAUACCCAGACGAACAUGUUUCCAACAACGGCAAACAAUUUAUCAGCGCAGAAUUUGACGCGUACCUCAAAUCAUGUGGCAUCCAACACAUUCGCGUGUCUCCGUAUUACGCGUGUAGCAAUGGGAAACUAGAAAGGUUUCAUCGAUAUCUCAAGAAAAAUUUCCGAGCCGCGAUCUCUGAGGUUGAAGUCUUGGCAAACCGAAUUGCCCAAAAUUCUCAUGCUUUAUCGAGCGAGUCCGCAUCCAAUCAGUGGGAGAUCGUCCGCUAUGCUAUUGUUGACUCAAGAAAUGAGCAUGAAGGUAACUCACAUUGCACACGAGGCGCUAAAAAAGCACUUGAUCGAGAACAUCGGGCAGGAUGCGAAUCGUAUCAACAUCGUUUAAAGAGUUAUCACGAUGCUAAGCAGAGCGCGACCCCGCACGACUUUCGUGUCGGCGAUGUUGUCUUUUGUGCGAACAUGAAACCAAACACGCUAGACUCGAAAUUUUCUCCGGCUGAGCAUGCUAUCAUUAAGUCCCAAGGGAGGGACACUUUCAGCGUUGUCAAUGUUUCAAACGUUACCACUCUAGUUCGCAACGCAAAAUACUUAAAGCACGCGCCUACUAGCGAAGUCGUUACUGACUCUAGUGAAUCAACGGACAUGGUUGAUCCUCAAACUAGUGCUAUGGAAAGUAGUGAAUCGCAAACGAAAAAUGCUGAUGCUUGUCUAGAAAGUGAUCAUUCUGAUAAUAACGCUGUUCAGAAUGACUCUAGUGUCACCACUAGGUCAGGGCGCGUCGUCAAGUCUACAAAGGACUUGGAAAACUUUGUUUAUUUUUGA
Molecule: messenger RNA, 1251 nt
Organism: Stylophora pistillata
Lineage: Eukaryota; Metazoa; Cnidaria; Anthozoa; Scleractinia; Pocilloporidae
Source: RefSeq, a predicted model, not a curated record